AUAAAUUUAUUUGUAGGUAGUAGAAGAUUGUAGUUGAAACAAUUCAUUCCAAAACUAUUAAAAUAUGUGAAUUCCUUAGAAAAAGUAAAUUAAUUUAUAACGCAUAAUGACUGUCAAUUGGUAUCAGUAUUAUGCCACAUUCUCUGUUUCAUUAUGCAUUUUAUCUGGUGCAAUGCACUUCGCUUGGCCGUCACCUUCAAUCCCCAAACUCUUGAACGGAUCACACACUCUCAAAAUAACCAGUAAUGAAGCUUCCUGGCUGGCUGUAAUGUCACUUGGCGGUUCAAUUUUUGGUGGAAUUACUGCUGGGCCCUUUCUCAACCGUUUUGGUCGCCUCAAAGCCAUGCUAUUCGCAAGCAUUCCUUAUAUUAUUGCAUGGUUGGCCAUAGCCUUCGCCACACACGUUUCUAUCUUGUUCAUAAGUAGAUUCAUGGUGGGUUUUGUGGAUUCGCUUGUGUAUACUUCAGUGCCGAUGUAUAUUGGUGAAAUAGCUGAUGCUCGAAUUCGAGGGUUACUGGGUUCUUACUGUGCGGUGUCACUCAUCAUUGGAAUGUUAUUAACAAAUUCACUGGGAUUGUACUUAAGUAUUUAUACAACUGCUUUGAUUUCAAUCAGUCUACCAGUUUUAAUGGUGUGCAAUUGUUUCGGAUUACCAGAAAGCCCUUAUUUUUUGAUUAUGAAAGGAAGGCAUGAAGACGCCAUCAAAAGUUUAAAGCGACUAAAACAACCAGAAAUGGUUCAAAGUGAAUUUGAACGGUUGAAACAAGCGAUUGAAGCCGAAACAACAAACAAAGCUAAACUCAUUGAUAUUUUCCGGGUACCGUACUAUCGAAAAGCUUUGAUUAUAACAACAUCUCUAAGAUGCUUUCAACAAUUGGUAGGACUCUCAGCGAUUACAUUCUAUACAGAAACCAUAUUUUUAGAAGUAGAAGGCGCAAUUUCUUCAGAAGUCUGGGUGAUAUUAUUCUACAUCGUAAAACUCCUAGCGACAAUUUUCACGUGUUUAAUCAUAGAUAAAACAGGCAGGAAACCAUUAUUAUACAUUUCAACAAUCGGAGUAACUUUAAACUUAUUUUGUGUUGGUAUCUAUAGUUUUUUAGAAGACGACAAACAAGUAGAUAUGACAAAUUAUGAUUACAUACCAAUUAUUGCGUUAUUUCUAUACAACAUUACUUAUAGUGUCGGAUUAGGACCAAUUCCUGUUUUGGUGUUAGGUGAACUGAUGCCAACGAAUGUCAAAUCGUAUGCAUUAUGUAUAGUAGAUAUGAUUUUCUGUUGCGUUGGGAUGUUAUCAUCGUUAUUCUUUCAGAAUACUAACGAUAGUUUUGGUUUAGGAGUACCGUUUAUUUCUUUUGCAUUUUGUGCCGUUUUAAGUAUUGGUUUUGUUAUAUUUAUUAUGCCAGAGACCAAAGGAAAAACUUUGGAACAAAUUCAGGAAGGUCUUAAAAUUUAAAGUAAAUAAUGUACAUAAAUAAAUUGUUAUAAUAUUAAAUAAUUAUUUAAUUAUACUUUAAUUAAAAUUA
Dalotia coriaria is the source of this 1523-nucleotide messenger RNA. RefSeq names its product facilitated trehalose transporter Tret1-like. Lineage: Eukaryota; Metazoa; Arthropoda; Insecta; Coleoptera; Staphylinidae. The record is from RefSeq and is a predicted model, not a curated record. The transcript has 2 exons. The coding region runs from base 107 to 1453 and encodes 448 amino acids. Gene Ontology annotation, molecular function: transmembrane transporter activity. Gene Ontology annotation, biological process: transmembrane transport. Gene Ontology annotation, cellular component: membrane.